Molecule: messenger RNA, 2895 nt
Organism: Lingula anatina
Lineage: Eukaryota; Metazoa; Brachiopoda; Lingulata; Lingulida; Lingulidae
Product: vesicular acetylcholine transporter
Biological process (GO): neuromuscular synaptic transmission; transmembrane transport; acetylcholine biosynthetic process
Cellular component (GO): AP-1 adaptor complex; AP-2 adaptor complex; terminal bouton
Molecular function (GO): acetylcholine transmembrane transporter activity; choline O-acetyltransferase activity
Source: RefSeq, a predicted model, not a curated record
GCUCGUCUCUGGCCUCAGUAUUCGCACAGUCUGUGCAUUGUGAGCGCUUGUUAAUUAACACAGAGUAGCAACACAAGGAAAGUACAGGGAGCAUUUCUAGGAAACCAAAUGCAUUAAAUCGCCAAGAAGAUAGAGGAUCACAGAAGCCUUUCCUUUCGUGAGAUCUGAGACGGUAAUCCUUGGCCGAUGCUGUCGACGAUAUUUGCCCGCUUCUGUAAGACCGACGACGGUUGAAGUCCUGCACUGCUUACUACCGGACGUGGCACCGCACACGCACCAUGCCCCAUCCCGUGAAGGAUUAUGUCACCAGGGUGGCCUCCUUUGACGAGGAAAAUUUUCCAGAAUGGGACCUAGCGACCCCGCUUCCAAAGCUGCCUGUCCCGGAUCUCCGUCGCACUAUGGAUAGAUACUGUAAGGUCCUAAAGCCCAUUAUACCCGAGGACCAGUACAAGAGGGUAGAGGAGCUAGUAACGGACUUCUGCAAGGACGGGGGUGAGGGCGAGUAUCUGCAGACGAAAUUGAAGGAACUUUCAAAGGAACAAAAUAACUGGGCUUAUAACUGGUGGUUGGACGAUAUGUAUAUGAAAGCCAGGCUCCCUCUACCGGUCAACUCCAACCCAGGAAUGGUGUUCCCUCGGGUACAUUUCCAAGAUCAGAAAGAACACUUUAGGUUUGCGGCACGACUGAUAUCCGGAAUUUUAGACUAUAAAACUAUUAUUGACGCGCGAGGGUUGCCAGUGGACAGGGCUAACCACUUAGAGAAAGGGCAGCCUUUGUGUAUGGAGCAAUACUAUAGACUGUUCUCCAGCUACAGGAUACCUGGCGUUAAUAAAGACACGCUCGUGACUCCUAGUGGAAAACUGCUGCCGGAACCAGAACAUAUUAUUGUUAUAUGCAGAAACCAGUAUUUUGUGUUAGAUGUGAUAGUGAACUUUAUGCGGCUGAGCGAGGACAAUCUCCACUCUCAGUUGGAGCGGAUAAUGAAAGAAGCGAUAGCUGGGGAGGGCGAGGCCAACAACGAGAUGGUGGGGCUGCUCACCAGUGCUGAUAGGGACAGCUGGGCCAGGGCGAGGAUGAGACUCAUGCAAGAUUCCACCAAUCGAGAUUCCUUAGACAUGAUAGAGCGCUGUAUAUUCAUUCUCAGUUUAGACAAGGGAAUCCCGUUGUCCUUCAACCAUCAGAACAGUAUUGACGAAACGUCUAUGAAUCUUCGUGACGACGUGUCCCUGGCGUGCCAGAUGCUACACGGUAUGGGGAGCAAACUGAACAGUGCCAAUAGAUGGUUUGACAAGACCAUGCAGUUUAUCGUAUGCGAAGAUGGCGCUUGCGGAUUGAACUACGAGCAUUCACCGUCAGAGGGCAUUGCUGUCAUCAAACUAAUAGAACAUUUACUGACGUAUAUGGAAGAAGUUCGAGUGAAGAAGCUGGUAAGAAUGCAUUCUCUGUGCGAGUUACCGUAUCCCAGAAAGCUGCACUGGAAACUCACCCCAGAGACCGCGCAGGACAUUGCCGCGGCCGAUGUUCACCUUAACAAAAUCAUAUCAAAUCUCGAUUUAUUUGUGCUACGAUAUGAAAAGUUUGGUCGAGAUUUCCCCAAAAGUCAAAAGAUGAGCCCAGAUUCAUUCAUUCAACUAGCCCUCCAGUUAACACAGUACAAAGUCCACGGUCGGCUAGUGUCUACGUACGAGAGUGCUUCCACGCGCCGCUUCCGUGAAGGAAGGGUGGAUAACAUCAGGGCCAAUUCUGUCCAGGCGCUGGCCUGGGUAAAGACUAUGACGGGGAAGGUAACAGCCACGGACGAAGAAAAAAUGACACUAUUCCGAGAGGCUUUAGAGUCGCAACAAGAAUUUAUGAUACAGACAAUCUUGGGUCACGGCAUAGACUGCCAUCUACUGGGCCUGAAGGAACUGGCGUUGGAGUUGGAGCGUCCACUCCACGAACUUUUUACCGAUGAGACCUACACGAUUGCCAAUCAGUUCCCCCUCUCCACCAGCCAGGUUCCCACAAGUAUGGAUGCCUUCAUGUGCUACGGCCCUGUGGUCCCAGACGGCUAUGGCUGCGCCUACAACCCGCACCCAGACUACAUCCUUGUCGCCAUCACGUCCCUCAAGGACAGCGAAAAGACGAGCUCCGAUUUAUUCGGUUAUACGCUGGAAGGGUGUUUUAAUGAAAUGUACGAGCUCUGUAUGAGACUUAACCCUACCCAGACAGUGCCAGUGGAAAUAAAAAAUGGCUCAAACGGUGUUGAGAAACCGAUGUCCUCGCAGAAGUCGAGGCUUGUACGUCAGAAGGAAGCGUGUUCUGAGUCGCCUCCACAAAAUGGGAUAUGAAUAUGAUUAACUCAAGGAACAGACGUAAUUGCGUAAAAUAUAAGGCUACAAGUAUGACAGUAAAACGAGCUGUUGCAAAAUGCCAAAUGUUAUGGUGUUAAAGUAGCAAUAUUAAUGUGGUGUUUUGGAUGUGGAAACCAGAUAGGACACCUUAUUAAACGUAGAAAAUAUUACUGAAGAGAAUAUGACUGUUUGUUUUAUCGCACAGGGUACAGUAGUAGCGUAACGUAGAAUUUUGACGCUUAGGUCUAGUGCUACAUGUACUUGUAUAUACUGUGUUAGAAACAGAUCACUCCAAAGUGCCAAGUUUAAAUACACCUAGGUGAGACCUCUGCAAUAUUGUACAGAAGCCUUUAGGUGAAGAAAUGUUUGGUGUGUUUUGAAAACAUAUUUAUGAUAAUGAUGAUAAAAAUUAUGUAUCCAUGGAACGUAUAUAAAUAACCUUGCAUGCAUAUUAAAUAUGCAUUUUGUGUUUAUCUUUUGUGUAAACAAAUGAUACGUUACUGCAUAAUAUUUUUGAGCACCGUGUUAUGUUUCUUGAGAGAGAGAGAGAGAGAGAGAGAGA